Messenger RNA from Aureobasidium subglaciale EXF-2481, 1557 nucleotides. RefSeq lists its product as uncharacterized. The transcript has a single exon. The record is from RefSeq and is a predicted model, not a curated record. NCBI's taxonomy places the organism in Eukaryota, Fungi, Ascomycota, Dothideomycetes, Dothideales, Saccotheciaceae. The coding region runs from base 1 to 1557 and encodes 518 amino acids.
AUGGCGUCCCACGUCGUCGUCCUAGAUGCUGCCUUCAAGCGCGUCCAGGUCAAGGUCACGCCCGCCACUUCUCUACGCACCGUCCUCGAGCAAGCAUGCGACAAGUUCCAACUUGACCCCGAUCAACACAUCCUCAAGAACACAAAGGACAAGUCUAUAGAUCUCUCCCUACCUUUCCGCCUUUCCGGCCUCGUCUCAGGCGCAAAGCUCCAGCUCGUCCAGUCCUCCCGCUCUCCCUCAGCUGUCAAAGUCGCCCUACAGCUACCAGCCGAAGACAACUUGCCACGUUUGGAAGACCACUUCGCCAGCAAUACUCCGCUCUGGCUCAUUCUACGCAAGUUCGAAGAUGGCGUGGCUGGAAAUACAAGCAAGCUCAAUCUCACCGAGCGAAGUGCUCCAAGUUCAGAGACUGGUAGUGGCUACCUCUGCUAUCUACAACCAUGUCUCAAUAUCGGAGGCAACGCAAAAGAGCUAUCUUCCUUUCUCGACCUACAGAAAUCUCUCGCCCAGCUUGGCCACAAUCGCGGAAAUGUCCUGAUCAGGUUGUCUUUCAAGAACGAAGGCGUGCGCAUGGAAGAGGCCAAGGCCCAGAUCACAACAUAUAUACAAGCUCUGUCGCCUCAGGAACCUGGCCAAGUGCAAGAUAUUCCAUCAAGUGGUGCCCAUGCAGCUCCUGAUGUUCAGAUGUCCUCAGUCCCAGAUGCUGACGCCGACACCUCUGAUGUACCACGUGAGGACGAGGCUGCCCAAGACCUGUCAGAAGACUCCAUCAUGUCUCCUGCACCCGGGCUCGCUCCUGUCGAACAAUCAGCACAAGAAGACGGUGUGAUGGCAUCAUCUUCAGCCACACAGUUGCCUCCAGCUGAGAGCCAAUCCCCUUCUCUAGCCUCCGGAAUCUCAGUCUAUGCUGCUCCAUCUGGCGAUACCCCAUUUGCUGCAACACAGGCACACAACGAAGCCGAUUACCUCCCUUCGGUCGAACAUGCUCAUGCCCAUCAAGCUAGCCUCUUGAGAAAGGGUAGAAACACGCGUCUUCCAUCUGACAGAGAAAUAGCCGAGAAGAGGGCAGCUAAAGCAGCUGAAAUCAGAGAUAUUGAGUUUGUAACUCUUCGCAUUCGCUUCCCAGACAUGAUGCAGGUGGAAUGGCGCGCAACGCCGAACGAUACAUCAGAGUCUCUUUACACCAAGGUCAAGGAGAUGCUUGACGACUCUUCCCUCAAAUUCAAGUUGCAGAUCGCAGGUUUCCAGAUGAAGGCGCUCAUCUUCGACCCAACAAGUCGACAGAAAUUGAUCAAGGAUCUUGGCAUCAAAGACCGUUCCCUCAUAACUUUCGUCUGGGACGACAGUGUAGAUAAGGAUACUCGUGAUCGACCUUUACUGAAACAGGCAUUGAGAGGUCAAGCAAAAGAGUUGCAAGUAAAGGAGCCAGCCGCACCAGAAGAGGUCAAGCAAGCACCGGCUCCUCAAAUCGAAGAACCCAAGAAGAAGUCUACACUUUCCAGGGCAGAGAGGGAAGCCAAGCUUGCGAAGAUGAUGGGCUUUGGCAAGAAGAAAUAG